This is a messenger RNA of Spizellomyces punctatus DAOM BR117, 594 nucleotides long. RefSeq names its product tubulin-binding prefolding complex subunit GIM4. Gene Ontology annotation, molecular function: protein folding chaperone. Lineage: Eukaryota; Fungi; Chytridiomycota; Chytridiomycetes; Spizellomycetales; Spizellomycetaceae. Gene Ontology annotation, biological process: protein folding. The transcript has 4 exons. Gene Ontology annotation, cellular component: prefoldin complex; cytoplasm. The coding region runs from base 66 to 434 and encodes 122 amino acids. The record is from RefSeq and is a predicted model, not a curated record.
AGAUCAGUUCUUGCCAAUCUUCCAACAUCUGCAAGUACCAUCCUCUAUCGCUGGACUUUCCUACAAUGGCCACUUCUUCUAGCAAGCCUGCUGUUGAAAAACGGCCCUCGGACCAAGAAAUUGUUGCUCAGAUCAACAGUAUGAAGCAAGAAAUGAACGCCAUCGCCCAAAAACUCGGUGAACUUGAAAUGGAAAAGGACGAGCACCAGCUUGUUGUGGAUACAAUCAGUCCACUGGAACCCGAACGUAAAUGCUUUAGACUUGUCGGAGGAGUAUUGGUGGAGCGAACAGUUCAGGACGUGCUACCAGCUGUGAAGACGAAUAUGGACGGGAUCCAAAAUAUCAUUCAACAACUCGUUGCCCAAUACAAGAAGAAGGAGCAGGAUAUGGAGGCAUAUCAAAAGAAGUGGAAUGUACAGAUCCGGGACCAAUAGACGAGGUUUUUUGUGAGGGUCAUUUCCAUCGCGCUGUGGUGUGAUUUGCGCAAAUAGCAUUGCGAGAGGUCACCCGGCGCAGGCUGCAUCUCAGCUUUAGUGUAUUGAUACUUGUCGCGAUCAACUAAUAUAGUGUAUAUAUGGUACUUGCCGUCCUUAA